Molecule: messenger RNA, 891 nt
Organism: Saitoella complicata NRRL Y-17804
Lineage: Eukaryota; Fungi; Ascomycota; Saitoellomycetes; Saitoellales; Saitoellaceae
Product: cysteine proteinase
Exons: 1
Coding region: 1-891 (296 amino acids)
Biological process (GO): protein deubiquitination
Molecular function (GO): cysteine-type deubiquitinase activity
Source: RefSeq, a predicted model, not a curated record
AUGGCUGAGACUCACGACGAACUCAUUUUUCGCCACAAGAAAGAGCAGAAGGAGCUCGUGGGCAAGAUCACGGGUCUCAAGAAGACCGUGAACAAGAAGAACAAGAAGGAUGUCCAGAAGCAGAUCGAGGUCCUCGAGAGGGAACUGCGACAGACGCAUUUAGUCGAGAUUGCAGAAUGGGAUAAGACGAAUCAGCCCGAAGAUAACAAGGAGGAGAAUGGCGAGAACGGCGGUGAAGACGGCGCACUCAACACCGAGGGCCUUCAAAGAGCAGUCAAAGACAUCGAACUCCAUUCCGCUCCCCUACAAUCAGAACCGCCACUCCCAGCAAAGAAAAGAAACCGUGCAAAAGACCGCCUAGCCAAGAAAGCCGCAGAACUCGACCGCCUCCGUGACGAAGCCGCCUCAGAAGCAGACUCCAUGCCCGACCUCCGCGCCAUCGAAACCGAGGCAAUAACCGCACUCGCAAACGCAAAGGGAUUGAAGGAGCAUGAUAUCGUGCCUGAUGGGCAUUGUUUGUAUAAUGCUUUUGCACAUCAGUUGAGGAUUAGGAGAGGGGUGGAGAUGGAUCAUGUGGAGAUGAGGAAGACUGCCGCUGGAUAUAUCCGAGCAAAUCCAGAUACUUUCGUCCCGUUUUUGUGGGCUGAGUCGGAUAGCCCGCCGAGUAUCGACGAGUACACGAAGGAAAUUGAAGAAACUCCCGUAUGGGGUGGACAGAUGGAGAUCUUGGCACUAUCCCGGGCACUGAAGGUCCCCGUCGAAGUCGUGCAGAUGGGAGCACCGGUGAUAAAGGUGGAUGUGGAGGACGAAGAAGACGUUGGGGAGCCGAUGAGGUUGGCGUAUUACAAGCACAAGUAUGGGUUGGGUGCGCAUUACAACUCGCUCGUCUAG